AUGUCGCAUAAUACUCAAAGCCAAUUGUCUUCACAAAUGAAAAACUUGGAUACUCCAUCAAUAAGCAUUAACCCAACUUCAACUAACAUUACCAUGCCUAUUGAGCCAGAACCAAAACCGCAACUGCAACUGCAACUGCAACCAGAUUCACAACCAGAAGCUAAAGCGGAGCCACAAACCAUACGUGCUGCUACUUUUACAACUAGUGGCAAUUCAUCAUCAUCGUCCAUAUCUACGUUAUCAACAGAUAUCAUUCAGCCACUUCAUCAACUACUGUUAAAUAAUAACAAUUCAACUGUAACACAACCAGGAACACAAAGCUCAUCAUUUCAACGCCGAAGCAAUCCUCAACGAUUCAGUCGCAAUCAACUUAAUGUAUACACCGACUUCGGUAGCACUACUUCAUCUGUUUCCAGUAUGAGCAGUUCGCCAAAAGAUUUCUUUACGAGGGAGCCUCCACGGAUUCAUAAUAAAUUGAUAUGUGAAGAAAUUGCCUCUGCCAAUAAUCGAGCUGCUAAAGAAGUUUUAUCUCGUUUAUCUACUGAUGAAUUGCGUUCAGUUAAAUCACAUACUGAAUUAGCAGAAACAGCCAAUGGAGUAAGGAUGCUAGCCAAGAAUUUAUCGCGAGCAACCAUUCAAUUGGAUGUUAGAGCCAUUAUGAUUAUUACUAAAGCAAGAGAUAAUGGACUUAUUUAUUUAACAAAAGAAGUUGUCGAAUGGAUUUUGGGUCAACAUCCUCAAAUAACAAUUUAUGUUGAUGAAAAAUUAGAAAAAUCGAAAAGAUUUAACCCUCAAGAUAUUAUUACAAAUUAUCCCAAUGGUUGUAAAAAAUUGAAAUAUUGGAAUAAAAAAUUAACUACGAAAAACCCAGAAUUUUUCGAUUUAGUGAUUACAUUAGGUGGUGAUGGUACUGUAUUGUUUGCUUCCAAUUUGUUUCAAAAAAUUGUCCCUCCUAUACUUUCAUUUUCAUUGGGUUCAUUAGGGUUUUUAACUAAUUUUGAAUUUAGUGCUUUUAGAACAGUAUUGAACAAAUGUUUUGAUUCUGGAGUUAAAGCAAAUUUACGUAUGCGAUUCACUUGUCGCGUACACACUGAUGAAGGUAAAUUGAUUUGUGAACAACAAGUGUUGAAUGAAUUGGUGGUUGAUAGAGGACCUAGUCCCUAUGUUACUCAUUUGGAACUAUACGGGGAUGGAUCAUUGUUAACGGUUGCACAAGCUGAUGGAUUGAUUAUAGCAACCCCAACUGGUUCUACUGCUUAUUCUUUAUCUGCUGGUGGAUCUUUAGUACACCCCGGUGUGAGUGCCAUCAGCGUCACUCCAAUUUGUCCCCAUACCUUGUCUUUUAGACCAAUACUAUUACCCGAUGGAAUGUUUUUGAAGGUCAAAGUCCCACUGAGCAGUAGAGCCACUGCAUGGUGUUCGUUUGAUGGUAAAGUACGUACUGAAUUGAAGAAAGGCUAUUAUGUCACUAUUCAAGCUUCACCAUUCCCAUUGCCUACAGUGAUGUCUUCCAAAACCGAAUAUAUUGAUUCUGUUAGUAGAAAUUUACAUUGGAACAUCAGAGAACAACAAAAACCGUUUAGUUCAUAUUUGAAACCGGAAACUCAAAAGAGUAUUGCUGAAAGUGAGCGUUUGGAAAAUUUACAUAUAUCAAGCGAACAAGAUGAGGUAAAUCAUGAAGAACAUGAAAUAACUGAAGAUUUUGAUAUUAAUUACACUGACAAUGAACGCGAUUCUUCUAGUUCCACUCCCAGCGAGGAAAGUAAUGAAGAACAUGUUAAUGCGACAACAUAA
Messenger RNA from Candida dubliniensis CD36, 1794 nucleotides. Its product is annotated as NADH/NAD(+) kinase. The transcript has a single exon. The coding region runs from base 1 to 1794 and encodes 597 amino acids. Gene Ontology annotation, biological process: NADP+ biosynthetic process; NAD+ metabolic process. NCBI's taxonomy places the organism in Eukaryota, Fungi, Ascomycota, Pichiomycetes, Serinales, Debaryomycetaceae. The record is from RefSeq and is a predicted model, not a curated record. Gene Ontology annotation, molecular function: NAD+ kinase activity.